This is a messenger RNA of Magnolia sinica, 441 nucleotides long. Its product is annotated as ATP-dependent 6-phosphofructokinase 1-like. The record is from RefSeq and is a predicted model, not a curated record. Bases 130 to 420 code for a protein of 96 amino acids. Gene Ontology annotation, molecular function: 6-phosphofructokinase activity. NCBI's taxonomy places the organism in Eukaryota, Viridiplantae, Streptophyta, Magnoliopsida, Magnoliales, Magnoliaceae. The transcript has 4 exons. Gene Ontology annotation, biological process: glycolytic process. Gene Ontology annotation, cellular component: cytoplasm.
CUCUUAUGAUUUGGUUGCCAAUUUCUAUGGAAACUGGAUUUGGAUGUACUAUAUGCUUAUCAAUAUGCUAUUGUUUUUCGUACAGGUUUAUCUUACAAUUAAUUUUUUGUGCUUGAUUGAAUUGCAGGCAUGGAUAGCAUUGAAGGAUUAUUUCUCAAGAAGACAGAAGAUGGUAAUAAAUCUCAAAUAUAUAGAUCUGACAUAUAUGAUCCGGGCUAUUCCAAGCAAUGCAUCAGAUCAGAUAACAUAUGUUGCACACUCCUUGCUCAGAGUGCUGUUCAUGGUGCUAUGGUUGGAUACACAGGCUCCAUUGUGGGACUUGUUAAUGGCAGAUAUACUUAUAUACCUUUCCAUGUCCCAGUGAAAAACUGGGUUGUAUUAGGCUAUAUUGGUUGUACGAGCAUAUUCGUGUUGUUAUAGGCCAAUACAGCCAUAAAGGCC